This is a messenger RNA of Tetranychus urticae (two-spotted spider mite), 572 nucleotides long. RefSeq lists its product as uncharacterized. The record is from RefSeq and is a predicted model, not a curated record. NCBI's taxonomy places the organism in Eukaryota, Metazoa, Arthropoda, Arachnida, Trombidiformes, Tetranychidae.
AUAUAUGUAAAGGGCUGACGAGAGUAAAAAGUAUCUUCAGUUGUUUCCAAGUUCUAUCCUGAAACUCAUCUCAACUUUUCUCUUGAAACCCACAACAAACCCAACUCAAUUCAAAAUGAUCAAGUCCGUUAUCCUUCUCGUCCUCUCUUUGAUCACUCUUACCUUAGCCUUCCCAUACCCAUACCCAUACCCAAGAGGUAGCUAUGGUUCAGGAUUCGGAGCUGGUUCCGGCGGUGGAUUCGGUGGUCCAGGUUUCGGAGCUGGAUACGGUUCAGGUUUUGGUGCUGGACAAGGUUAUGGACCAAAUGGAGCCGGCUAUGGAAGUGGUUUCGGUGCUGGAUCAGGCUAUGGUGCACCAGGCUACGGAGGUGGAUCUGGUUUCGGUGCUGGAUCUGGUGCUGGUUACGGCCGAUAAAUACUUAUGAUUUAGACCGUCAGAUUACGAUGAUUCUCAGUUACUCGUCUCUCUUUUCCUUCCUCAAACCAUUCCGCCAUAAAUUUCUGAUCUUCUGAAAUUUUCUAAAGAAUCAAAUGGACAAAUAAAUCAUUAAUUUAUUUACAAAACAAUAUAA